AUGGCAAACGGUCGCUCGUCGCAGGAUGAGCGUAAGCUCGAGAGUGGCUCUCCUGCCCCCAAGGACAACGGUCUCCACCCCGGCUUCUACAUUGCCCUGUGGAUUGCCCUGAGUUCCAGCGUUAUCCUGUUCAACAAAUGGGUUCUUGCGAGCGCCAAGUUCACGCUCUUCUUGACCACCUGGCACAUGGUGUUUGCCACGGCGAUGACCCAGAUUCUCGCCCGGUUCACUACCGUGCUUGACUCCCGCCACAAGGUCCCUAUGAACCCGGCGACCUAUACACGCGCCAUUGUGCCCAUUGGUGUCAUGUUCAGUUUGAGUCUGAUCUGUGGUAACUUGGCAUACCUCUACCUGAGCGUUUCCUUUAUCCAAAUGCUUAAGGCUACCAACGCUGUCGCAACCCUGUUGGCCACCUGGGCUUUCGGAAUCGCUCCUACCAACUUGAAGACUCUUGGCAAUGUGUCUCUCAUUGUUGUCGGUGUUGUGAUUGCCUCAUUCGGCGAGAUCAAGUUCGAGAUGGUCGGCUUCCUCAUCCAGAUUGCGGGUAUCGUCUUCGAGGCCCUCCGUCUUGUCAUGGUCCAGCGUUUGCUCAGCUCCGCCGAGUUCAAAAUGGACCCCUUGGUCUCUCUUUACUACUACGCCCCGGCCUGCGCUGUCACCAACGGUCUCGUCACCCUCUUCGCUGAGGCUCCCCGUCUUACUAUGGGUGAUAUCUACGGCCUCGGUAUUGGUACACUCAUUGCCAACGCACUGGUUGCUUUCCUUCUCAACGCUUCCGUUGUUUUGCUGAUUGGCAAGACUUCUGCUGUUGUCCUGACCAUGGCUGGUAUCCUCAAGGAUAUCCUCCUUGUCGCUGCCUCCAUGAUCAUUUUCCGCGACCCCGUCACUCCCCAGCAGUUCUUCGGUUACUCCAUUGCCCUGGCUGGUCUGGUGUACUACAAGCUCGGUGCUGAGAAGUGCCAGAGCCUUGCUACCGAUGUGCGCCUCCAGGUUGGUGAGUACAACCGCAGCAACCCUGCCCGCACCAAGGCCAUCCUCAUCGGUGUGCCUUGCAUUCUCAUUCUGCUUGUUCUCUACAGUGGCAGCUCCGCCCCCGGUGCUGCUACUCAGGUGACUCACUAA
This is a messenger RNA of Penicillium egyptiacum, 1122 nucleotides long. NCBI's taxonomy places the organism in Eukaryota, Fungi, Ascomycota, Eurotiomycetes, Eurotiales, Aspergillaceae. The record is from the annotation of a GenBank genome assembly.